AUGGCCUCGAGCCAGGGUGAAAGUCCGCAGCAUGUGCUGCAAAGUUCCCAAGAGAACGAUCCGUCCUCGGAAGCUGCUAAGCUGGUCCGUGAGAAAUUGAAGGACGCAGAGAUCAUACCUACUGUCAUUGACGACUUCAAGCCCUCCCUGGGCCUCCACGUCACCUGGCCGUCCAAGGAGCAUGCCCUGCUCGGCAACACACUCACGCCCAAGAAGCUACAGGACGAGCCUUCCAUCGCGCUACACGACAUACAAGCCGCCACCUCCUCGCCCAAUACCUACGCCUCCAAUGUGUCCUAUGUCAUCACCCUGACCGACCCCGACGCCCCGUCACGCGACAAACCCAAGUGGUCCGAGUUCUGCCACUGGAUAGCAUCCGGCGUGCUGAAGCCGGCAUUGUGCGACCCCAAGGACCCUGGCGGGUGCCCGCCCGUGCUGUCGGACCUGGAUGAGGUCACGUCCUACAAGCCUCCCGGGCCGCCCAAGGGUACGGGGAAGCAUCGCUACGUGUUCCUGGCGUUUGUUCCCAGCAAUGGGACCACCGACAAGUUGCAUCUGGUGAAGCCGUCCGACAGGAAACAUUGGGGUUAUGAUCCGGAAAAGGGGAAGACGAAAGGAGUGAGGGAGUGGGCGGCGGAGAAUGGACUUGCUCCGGUUGGGGCAAACUUUAUCUAUGCCGAGAAUGAAUGA
Chaetomium strumarium is the source of this 690-nucleotide messenger RNA. Its product is annotated as phosphatidylethanolamine-binding protein. Bases 1 to 690 code for a protein of 229 amino acids. The transcript has 4 exons. Lineage: Eukaryota; Fungi; Ascomycota; Sordariomycetes; Sordariales; Chaetomiaceae. Gene Ontology annotation, biological process: regulation of Ras protein signal transduction; regulation of proteolysis. The record is from RefSeq and is a predicted model, not a curated record. Gene Ontology annotation, molecular function: phospholipid binding; peptidase inhibitor activity.